CACCAAGCCCUCGAAACGUCAAACGCACAAUAAAAUCCCCAAGUCAUUAGUUCAUAAUCACCAAAAAAAUAUCGUUUUUGUUUACAUUUAAGGCCAUUAAAUCGGGAAAAAAUGGGUAUAGCUGACUGUUUUGAAAAUAUAAAUAUUCCGCCGUGUAUUUGGUUCGAAGGGGGUGAUAGGCGAAAUGCGUACGCUUCAAUGAUCUCGGGGUUUUUGUUUUUCGUAGGCUGGUGGAUAAUAAUCGAUGCCGCAAGUGUAUACCCAGGGACUGUCCUAGCAGGAUACCACAUGUGUGGGGUCGUGGGGGCCGUGUCUUUGAUAAUGAUCAAUUCCGUUUCAAACGCCCAAAUGAGGGGCGACGCUUAUGAGGGGGGCUGUUUGGGCCCCCGAGGCGCCAAAGUGUGGCUUUUUGUCGGUUUUGUAAUGGGUUUUGCAUCUGUGAUUGCCUCUUGUGGAAUAUUAUUUGCUGAUUUCGUCAACAAGAAGGUGCCUCACUAUUGGCCGGGAGUCGCUAUAUUUUUGCAGAACGUGUUUAUUUUUAUCGCGUCACUCAUAUUCAAGUUUGGUAGAUCUGAAGACAUUUGGACAUAGAAAGUAAUUCACACUCAUACUUUUAUGUUGCAAAUUUUACCCUUCAUGAGCAUAACAAUUAAUUUUUUAUUAAGUGUAAAGUGUAAAAACUAGGUUGUAAUAUUGUGUAAUUUAUUAUUUGCUAAAUAAAUAAAACAUAAAUUAAAAA
Messenger RNA from Tribolium castaneum (red flour beetle), 739 nucleotides. RefSeq lists its product as uncharacterized. The transcript is spliced from 3 exons. The record is from RefSeq and is a predicted model, not a curated record. The coding region runs from base 112 to 591 and encodes 159 amino acids. Gene Ontology annotation, biological process: protein targeting to vacuole; late endosome to vacuole transport via multivesicular body sorting pathway. Lineage: Eukaryota; Metazoa; Arthropoda; Insecta; Coleoptera; Tenebrionidae.